Molecule: messenger RNA, 489 nt
Organism: Drosophila melanogaster (fruit fly)
Lineage: Eukaryota; Metazoa; Arthropoda; Insecta; Diptera; Drosophilidae
Exons: 1
Coding region: 35-460 (141 amino acids)
Molecular function (GO): nucleic acid binding; RNA binding
Source: RefSeq, marked reviewed
AUUCAACAGAGUAAAAAUAAAAUAGAAAUAUAUAAUGUCUGCAAGUGAUAUCGCGGGAAUUGAACUCACCAGUGGACCGACUGGUCUGAAGAGCAGGAUCCUUGUGAGAAACCUUCCGGUAUGCACCCGCCAGGAGCUGGCUUACCUCUGCUUGCCCUUCGGCGAAAUCCUUGGCUCGCUGGUCACCAAUAACCAGGGGUUUAUCCAGUUCGCUAGGGAGAGCGAGGCCAAGCUCGCCAUAGAGACGCUCGACCAUACUACCUUCAAAUCUAAGGUUAUCCUUGUUUCGAACGCAAGCUUCCGUUCGCUCAACGCCAGUUGCUUGGGCUAUGCUCCCCCGGGGCAGAUGAUGAUCGAGUGGUCUGAUGAGGAUGACGUCGAUGAAUACGAUGAUUACUCCGAAAGUGAUGACGAAGAUGGCCCGGGAGACAUGCAACUGUAUAAUGCUAAUUUUAUAUAAACACUUAUCAAUAAAGUGUAUUACAGUUU